This is a messenger RNA of Bradysia coprophila, 3125 nucleotides long. RefSeq names its product PUB and ZnF_RBZ domain-containing protein tamozhennic (gene tamo). Gene Ontology annotation, cellular component: cytoplasm. Lineage: Eukaryota; Metazoa; Arthropoda; Insecta; Diptera; Sciaridae. The record is from RefSeq and is a predicted model, not a curated record.
UUUAUUACUACACUAUGGUGUAACUACACUGUAUACAAAUUCCAUUCCUUUUUUAUUGUUUUCCGUGUGCACUUUAAUUUGUUUUUCUGUGCAGUUGACCCGAUUUAACCUUAUGAAUCGCUUGCAAAAUAGCUUGACACAUCGAUACUGAUGUAAAGGGGAAACACUUUGAUGUGAUGACUCAACUUAAUGUCUUUGUUGAUAUGAAAUUGUAGUUUAAUUCAAGGUCGUUAAGUAAUGGGAACGAUGUAAUGAGGCACGCAUAAUAACGAAGUGUUUUUCAUGAAAUGAAUUUUUACGGUUUCAAACUUUUAUUACUCCGACUUGAUGAAAUGGAAUUCGAAAAAUCUCAGACACUGUGGAACACACUGUACAGCUUGCAUUGGGAUUACUUAGAAACGGAGGAAAACAGUACCGAACUGCUGCUGAAAAAGGACAAACUCAAAUCUUGCAUCCAAAAUUUUCUAUCGAUAACGCCACCGGAUCGAAUAUUCUAUUUACCGCAAACGAAAGAUGUAUUACGAGGUUCCGUGCUGAAGCUGAAACAGUUUGCAGCAUACGAAGCGUCAAUUGCAUUCGAUGCUAUCGCUCAGUACGCAAACAAUUUGCUGACGAAGCCAUGGCGGACUGAAUACAAAAUCAUCAAGACACAUUCUGGUUUCUAUCAACACAAAAUCAAAUCUCAACUGGUCGACGUUGAUGAACUGUUCAUCGCAAUGGGAUAUGUUAAAUCUCAGAACCAAACAUUGCUGUUCGAUGGUCCGAUAUGUCCUGACCAGUUGGCCAAUGUAUCACGAGAUUGUAUGAUUGCAUGCGAAGAAUGUCUGAUUAUGCAUAGAUUGUACUACGGACUACAGGACAAUAAGAUGAAUGUCACCUGGACAGAUGUUUAUAAGUUUAGAGAAUCAUAUCUCGGCGACGAAUAUCAAUCUUCAGCAGGCGUGCAACAAAAGAAAUAUAAGGACAAAAUGAUCACACCAGAUCAUUUCAUCAGUCAAGUUCCUCACCAACGAUGCAACUGCAAUGUUGUCAAUACAAUGCAUAAUCCCCAAUGUACACCAUGCCAGUAUAACAACUACCAACCGAUAGCAAAUAGUGAAUGCAUAAACCAUCAUCCACCCAUAAACCAUGUCAACUGUUUUCAACCGCAUUACGAUCAUAUAUCACAUUUACCCCACUCAAGGUCAAUGGACCAAUACACCGGCCAUGUUCCAAUCAGUCACGGAUUUUUCCGACAUUCUCUUGACCAUUCAAUUGCCAAUGACACCGUCGAUGGCCAUCAGAGAUAUGCAAAACAAUUUGUACCGUACAAUCACAUGUAUCCACCGGCGGCGAUCGCAUCGAAUUUCUACAAUAAUCAUUUGAAUCAUUGUGAUGGAAAUGAAUAUGGAUCAAUAUCUGCAGCGAAUCGUCCGCAAGGUGCAAACCUUACGAGCAGUAGAAUUUCGCCACGAAGCUAUGAUCAACCGGCCAAAUACGACGAUCAUUCGAGCAUGAGCUUCUAUCCACCCAGUCGUAACUGUGAGGAGGAUUUAAUUAAAUUUGAAGACAGUCAAAAAAUGACGGCGAAAAGUGAUCGCACUUAUGGUCACUCAGAUUUAUCAUACGAAUUCAACAAUGCUCAGUACACCGAUCAAUUGAGGAAAGCAGAUAGUCAAUUCAAUCGACCGGUGCAGGGAAUAUCGUACGCAAGUACAUUGAAACAAAAUCAACAUUUCGACAGUAAGCCAAUCGAGCAAAAGAUGCGACAAAUGGAAUUGAGCAAUGGUGGAAUUAAACCACCGAAAGAAUUACGCGACGUGGACAAAAGUUUGGAUCGCAAAGAAUUGCGCACCAACGAGCAGAGGCGAAUUAAAAAUAAUCAAAUUCUAGCUGGCUAUGAAAUUGACGAUCAGGUGUCCAGAGACUCCAGAGCUUCAGACUUCGACAGUACGGACUACGCAUACGACGAGGACAAUGCUAAGGCGAGCCGAAACAAGGAUGGACAGGGUUCAAUGGAAGAAUGGAGCUACGUUUACAAUGGCAUCAAGAAGAAUAGCCAAAAUAAUGGUACCGCUUUCCAAGAUGGUUUCAACGGCCACGACAAAGGCAACGGCACAAAGAGCCUUGUGAAAAAAAGUAAAGAGCCCCAAAGUGACGCGAUUGCAGUGAAGAGUGUGAUGAAAGAAUCCAAGACAAAGGCAAAUCGAAUACGGCCGACGAAUAUCAAUAUUGACGAGCAUGAUUUGCAUAAAAAUGCGGCGAAAAAGCCACAGAAAAAUGGUCGAACUGUGAAUAAAUCGCCAGUGAUUGUAAAUGAGUGGAAUUGUGAACAUUGUACAUUUAUCAAUACCGGAUCGGCGAACAUUUGCUCAAUGUGUUCGAAAAGUAAAAAUUUCCACGAUCGGCCAUCGUCAAAGUCAACAGCUACCCCAGUGUAGGCUAGCGGACUGAUUAUCAAAUACUUAAGUGAUCCCCAUCAACAAUUAGCGAAAAGAUGAUUUGAAUGUUGUUACCUGAUCGGUUAUUUGAACUUUGCAAACCGUUUUUCGUAUUUUAGACUCAAAAUGUCGACCCAGCGGCAGUUUCUUUAUGUUUUGUAUUUUUGAAGAAAUUUUUUACAAUAUGAAUUCAAACUACUGUUCGUUACUCUCUGUUUAUAAUUAGUCUUAGUGUCUGUGACUCAAUUACAAAUCAUUUUCUUCAAACUUAAUUUAGUGUGCACCAGAGGUCCUAUGUAACAAGCAAAAGAAAAUUUCGCUUAUUUAUGUUAUCCGUUCCAGCGAAUAAAUAUGUAUGAACUUAAAUUUUGCAUAAGCUGUCCGGAUUAUCCGGAGAAAUCCUUGAAAUUUAUUUUUUCUGACAAAUUGGCUGUCAAGCUUUUUGUAUUCUUUCAAAAAAUCAAGUGUUUGUGGCUCUAAAAAAUUUGGUUUAUUUUUUAUUGGUUUAUGGCGAACUACAGGCAAACAAUCGUUUUAAAAAUGACUAAACCAGAAUGUGAAUGUGAACAGAGAAAAAAAUCAUUUAAAAUUGUUAAUUAAAAAAAUCAAUAAACUUCCCGCCUUACUGUAGAGUUAUAGACGUAACAAUAAAAUGCAUAAGAAUUUACAAAGCCAAAUACAUUUGGUGAAUUUAAACAGUGACAA